UUCAUCGUUCUUUUUACGAUAAUAAUGAUUAAAUGACACAGUUUAAAGGAAUAAUUACAUCAGGGUAAACAUAAAAUUCGACACCGCCUCCAUCGCUUUACACUUUCUUCACUGCAAUAAAUGGCGUCGUUUUAUCACAUUAGAUAUAAUGCUACUAUAUAAACCUGAUCUGAAAUGUUAGCAGUGGCUGAUAUAUUCUCCAUCUUUUCUGACUGAGACAUUUUUCAUAACAGCAUUCAAAUUCACCAUUUCCUCCAUCAACACAAUGUCAGAAAAAGACAGCUACGUUUGUACACAGCCAGCCCAUGUUACUCCACUGCAGAUUCCAAAACUGAAGAUAGAACGACGGAAAACAGGGCCAGAUAAGAAGGGAGCCAAAGUAGCGAAUCAUAAGUGUGAUAUAUGUGGCAAGGCAUAUGUUGAGUUGUCAUAUUUGAAGGCCCAUCAAGUUGUUAGUCAUGGUCCUAAUGCAGCUAAACCAAAUAAGUGCGACAUUCCAUCAUUGAAGACUUUCAAGUGUGACAUUUGCAGUAAGCAGUUCAGUAGAAAUUACCACCUAGACCGCCAUCGAAUGAUCCAUACUGGUGAAAAGCCAUUCAAGUGUAAAGUUUGUAACAAGACCUUUAGCCGUAACUAUCAUCUGCACAGACAUACUUUCAUACAUACUGGUGAGAAGCCAUAUAGUUGUGAAGUGUGUGCCAAAGCAUUUUCAAGAACUGAUAAACUUAAAAAGCACACUAAGACCCAUUUAGCACCUUUCCGUGAGGUUAAAAGUUCAAGAUGAGAAGAGAAAUUGAAGUAUAUAUAUAUAUGUGUGUGUAUGUGAAUAUAUAUAUAUAUAUAUAUAUAUAUAUAUAUAUGUGUGUAUGUGAAUAUAUAUAUAUAUAUAUAUAUAUAUAUAUAUAUAUAUAUAUAUAUGAUGGCCGUCCACUUUUGACCGAGGAAGACCAUUGCUGACCCUCAAGAACAUUGUGUGCUCUAGGACUAACUUAUAUUUUGCAUUUGUGGAUCCGUUGGUGACUAAUGAGCCCUGCUCUUGAAAAGCAUACACGACUACAAACAUUGCAAACCAAGCUUUCCCCAUUCACUAUGCAAGCAGUGCGCUUUUGAGUAGCACGCUUAAAUUCUUCAUGCAGAAUAUGUGCUCUUUCAAAGCUGUCAACCCCCUCCUUAACCUGCUUCCUCCAUCUGUAGCAAUGACAGGCAUUGGUCUCCUGCAUAUUACAGGCCUUUCAUGAGGCCUUUAUGUGUGUGUGUUACUUAAACACAGCAAUAAUGGCAGACUCACAAAUUUAUAAAUUUAUAAAAAAAAAAAAGUAAUUUGAAGGAGCAGUAUUUAAAUAAAUAGACUGCUAUUUCACUAUAUUUAUUAAGAGUGGAAUAGAUAUUCAUCUCCCAAAUUGGACAGCCAGGGUCUUUUCUAUUAAAAUUAAGUCAAAUCUAACCUGUUCUCAGUCCUAUAUUUUGAUAUCACUGAUUUUUAAUGCUGAUUCUGUUUGGGAAAUAACUUGCAAAAUGUGUGUCCUUUACAUAUACACAUAUAAGCACACAAGGUACCCAUUUAUGAACAUUCACCAUAUCUUGGAAUAAUUCAUUUUUAUUUUCAUUAUUAUAUAUUAGUUUCUAUGUAAUUAUAUAUAAAAUUUAAUCCUAUUAU
Molecule: messenger RNA, 1657 nt
Organism: Octopus bimaculoides (California two-spot octopus)
Lineage: Eukaryota; Metazoa; Mollusca; Cephalopoda; Octopoda; Octopodidae
Biological process (GO): regulation of transcription by RNA polymerase II
Cellular component (GO): transcription regulator complex; chromatin; PcG protein complex
Molecular function (GO): RNA polymerase II cis-regulatory region sequence-specific DNA binding; DNA-binding transcription factor activity, RNA polymerase II-specific
Source: RefSeq, a predicted model, not a curated record